AUGCCACUGUUAAGAUUGACUUCGAGUACUUUUGGGCAGCUGCGUACCUUCGCAACGUCAUCAGCACUUGGAAAAAGAGUGAAGACCUUUGCAGUUUAUCGUUGGAACCCUGACGAGCCUGAUAAGAAACCAUAUACUCAAAACUUUGAAGUUGAUCUCGAUGACUGCGCUCCCAUGGUGCUUGACGCCUUACUUAAAAUCAAAAAUGAAAUGGAUCCGACCCUCACUUUCAGAAGGUCAUGUCGUGAAGGUGUCUGUGGUUCAUGUGCGAUGAACAUUGAUGGCAUUAACACUCUUGCAUGCAUUAGCCACAUCGACCAGGAUCUUUCGAAACCAUCGAAGAUAUAUCCACUACCUCAUAUGUAUGUGGUAAAGGACCUUGUCCCUGAUCUAACUAACUUUUACCGUCAAUAUCAAUCCAUAGAGCCAUGGUUACAGCGUGAUAAGGAAGUUGUUAAAGGUAAGGAGGUCCAGUUGCUCCAAGAUGCAGAAGAUAGAGCAAAGCUUGAUGGACUGUAUGAAUGUGUGCUCUGUGCUUGCUGUUCCACAAGUUGUCCAUCAUACUGGUGGAAUGGUGAUAAGUAUUUGGGCCCCGCAGUACUGAUGCAGGCUUAUAGGUGGAUCAUUGACUCUCGUGAUGAUGCCGCUGCCAAACGCUUGUCAAAACUGAAGGAUACCUACUCAGUUUAUCGGUGUCACACCAUUAUGAAUUGCACAAGAACUUGUCCGAAAGGCCUGAAUCCUGGUAGAGCUAUUGCCCAAAUCAAAACCUUAUUAUCAGGGAUGGUUAAGAAGCCAACACCUAUCAUGGACCCCGCAGGUUUGGAAAAACAAGCUGUACAGAAC
Brenthis ino (lesser marbled fritillary) is the source of this 846-nucleotide messenger RNA. Lineage: Eukaryota; Metazoa; Arthropoda; Insecta; Lepidoptera; Nymphalidae. The record is from the annotation of a GenBank genome assembly.